Molecule: messenger RNA, 508 nt
Organism: Drosophila obscura
Lineage: Eukaryota; Metazoa; Arthropoda; Insecta; Diptera; Drosophilidae
Product: histone H3
Exons: 1
Coding region: 22-432 (136 amino acids)
Cellular component (GO): nucleosome
Molecular function (GO): DNA binding; protein heterodimerization activity; structural constituent of chromatin
Source: RefSeq, a predicted model, not a curated record
UUUCAAACGUUGACAGUGAAAAUGGCCCGUACCAAGCAGACUGCUCGUAAAUCCACUGGUGGCAAGGCGCCACGCAAACAACUGGCUACCAAGGCCGCACGUAAGAGUGCUCCAGCAACCGGUGGCGUGAAGAAACCUCAUCGUUAUCGCCCUGGCACCGUUGCCCUGCGUGAAAUCCGUCGUUACCAGAAGAGUACCGAGCUGCUGAUCCGCAAACUGCCUUUCCAGCGGUUGGUUCGUGAAAUCGCUCAAGACUUCAAAACCGACUUGCGUUUCCAGAGCUCGGCAGUAAUGGCACUGCAGGAAGCUAGCGAAGCCUAUCUGGUCGGUCUCUUCGAAGAUACCAACUUGUGUGCCAUCCAUGCCAAGCGUGUCACAAUCAUGCCCAAGGACAUCCAACUGGCCAGACGUAUUCGUGGCGAGCGUGCUUAAGUUGACAUUUCUUCGACAAGCGCAUAUAAACUUUAUACAAAUCGGUCCUUUUCAGGACCACAAAUAACUUACAUUG